AUGUGGUUUCUGUCAAGUGUUACAUACGUAUCUCUGUUAUUUCUGUAAACUUCAUACUAAUUUAACUAUUUGUCAUUAUCGAUUAUUGAAUUUCCAACUAUGUUAAUCAGGAUAUUUUGGCGCAAUAGGAGAGACAAAAAGACAUAUGCAUCAUCGUAUAACUUUAUCACUAUAUGUUGCAGUGGUAAAUAAAUGACAAUGGCGCACACCAGUCAAAACCAUGAAGCAUUCAAAAGCGCAAAACUAAAAGAAAACCGACAAUAUGAAAUCCCAGAGGAUAAGAGUGCUGCACAGACUGGCUUAGACAUAUUAUGUGCAUCUCAAGUAGAUCGCAAUAUAAGCGACGAAAAUGUAGAGAAAAAGAUAUCACUGUUGAAACAUUUACUAGGAAAGGAUUUGAAAGCUGCUGAUUUUAAAUGGUCUCUUUUUGUAGCAGCAUCCAACACUUAUCGCUAUGAUACUUGUUUAAAGCCAUUUCCACCCAUGUACAUUAAAAAUGAAUGCAAGGAUAUCGAAGCAUUGAGGAGGGCUAUAGAGACAGUCCCUCCUUUGUCUGUAAUAUUCAAAGAACUCAGUGAAGCUGGUGUAUAUGAAAACUAUGGUGAGGCAAUAGAAUUAUUAUAUUGGGUAUUGCUACGAUUAAGAGAUCCACAUAUCAAGAGUGUGCAGAAGGAAUACUACGAUUGGGUACUAAAAAAGGUACCCCUGGAAAUGCCAGCUGCAGCACCAAAUCUCAUAUUCCAAGUAGAGAGUAUGAAACAAUCUACGAUGGAAGAGAAAUGGAAGUCGAUCAGGAAAGAUCAAACGACAUUUUAUGCGUAUCAUGGAACUCGUUUGGAAAAUUUCCAUUCCAUUGUGCAUUAUGGUUUGCAGCAGAACAUGUGCAAGAGAUCGGAAUUUGGCAAGGGAAUAUAUCUUUCGAGCGAAUUAGGGGUGAGUUUACCCUACAGUCCUGUGGGUUAUGGAUGGGGAGGUAGUGUUCUUGGAAGCGAGAUAAGUUGCAUAGCACUUUGUGAACUGAUUAAUCAUCCUGAUAUAAAGAGAGGCGACUCAAGUGAUGUUAUGCAAAACACAUUGGACGAUUCUAUGGGUGGUAGAAUACCGAAUAAGUAUUACGUGGUGACCAAUAGCGACUUGGUGAAAGUACGCUAUUUGCUCGUCUAUGCUCAGGAUGUCCAAACAAUCAGUGCUAACACUAAUAACUCGGGAUUGCUGACAUGGUUUAAACAACACAAAUUAUUGACAUUCGUGCUCGGUUAUGUCGUAUUGCUAGCUUCGGUUGGAUUGACACAAAACAAACAAGUAGAAAAGUACUAUAGGUCAUUUAUCCAAAAAGCAGGACUCGAAUGAAAGGAAGACGAAGUGCGGGCACUUUAUGUUGAGAUGAUAAGUCGAGAUCUUGAUAUGACACAAAGGUUAUACAAGCAAUAUAUACACAAAAUAUUAGGAUAUGUGUGUCAAAGUCCACAUGUAUUGUAAAAAGCUAUACAUGUGCAGUUGUAUCGGAAGAAAAAAAUGUAGAAAAAGUA
Molecule: messenger RNA, 1529 nt
Organism: Harpegnathos saltator (Jerdon's jumping ant)
Lineage: Eukaryota; Metazoa; Arthropoda; Insecta; Hymenoptera; Formicidae
Product: Poly(ADP-ribose) polymerase 16
Exons: 7
Coding region: 193-1350 (385 amino acids)
Molecular function (GO): NAD+ poly-ADP-ribosyltransferase activity
Source: RefSeq, a predicted model, not a curated record